UGAGAAAUAAUUACCUGCCUUGAUUGUUCUAUGGGUAGAUACAAAAGUACACAUACGCUCAAAAAAAUAAUCGGAUGCAUGUAAAAUAGAGGGGCAGCAUCGACAUGUCGGCCACGGUUCCCUUAAGUAAUUAUUAUGUAGAUUCCUUGAUAAACCACGAAAGCGAGGAUGUUAUUGCGGCUCGAUUCUCGGGUUCUGGUUCGCACCCUACCGGCCCUCGUCCAACGUCCCUCGUAUCGGAGUGUGGUGACUAUCCCUCCUGCAGCUUUGCCUCUAAACCAUCCGUUUUCACUACAUCCUGGACCCCUGUUCACUCCCAGUCCUCAGUGGUCUACCAUCCAUACAGCCAUCAACCUCAUCUAGGAACGGACUCAAGGUAUGUGCGGUCAUGGCUGGAGCCGAUCUCGGGGGCAAUGUCCUUUCCAGGCUACCCUGCCAACGCCAGACACUAUGGGCUGAAGCCCGACGCCUUCCAGGAGCAUCGAGCCAGUGACUGCCUCGCCUCCAACGGACGCACCUACACGGAUUAUAUAUAUUGCACCACCGCUGACAUCCGAGAAAAGACCCAACCAAACAUCCCUUCUCCCGAGACCGAGCCUUUGGCUUUCGGGAAGCAUAAAGACGAGAAGCCAGAAUUAGACCCGAAUAACCCAGUUGCAAACUGGAUUCACGCGCGUUCAACAAGGAAGAAGCGGUGCCCUUAUUCAAAAUACCAGACUCUCGAACUUGAAAAGGAGUUUUUGUUCAAUAUGUACCUAACCAGAGACCGUCGAUACGAGGUGGCAAGAGUCCUCAACCUCACGGAGAGGCAGGUCAAAAUCUGGUUCCAGAACCGGCGCAUGAAGAUGAAGAAAAUGAACAAAGAAAAAACCGACCGCAACAAAGAACAAUAAUAAAGGAAUGGUUACAACAACGACAAAGAACAAUAAUAAAGGAAUGGUUACAACAACGACAAAGAACAAUAAUAAAGGAAUGGUUACAACAACGACAAAGAACAAUAAUAAAGGAAUGGUUACAACAACGACAAAGAACAAUAAUAAAGGAAUGGUUACAACAACGACAAAGAACAAUAAUAAAGGAAUGGUUACAACAACGACAAAGAACAAUAAUAAAGGAAUGGUUACAACAACGACAAAGAACAAAAACAAGAAUCAGACACAGUAAAAUAACCACUAUUGCCAUGGAUAACAACAAAGAUAAACCAAAAUACAUGACGCCCCUUUCUUAAUGUUGGAUUUUGUGUUGGAUGAUGUUUUUGUUUUUUUAUUAACCCCACCUUCCGUGUUUGAUGCUAAAUAUUUUUUGUUUCUCCACAUGCACCUUUCCCUGUCCAGGUUUAAAAUAACCUUUAAGGAAAGAAAACAUUUGCACUUGUGAAGAUACCUGUAGGCCUCUAUGUUUAUUUACAUAAGGAACAUUUUAAACAUUAAACAUAUUUUGAACAAAUGUAUAACUGUCCCAAAGUAUAAGGAAUGGAACACUGGAAUUAUUUUAAUUUCUACCCUCCAUAAUUUAUGACGUCCGUGCGAAUAUUCCUUACAUGUUUGUUUCUUGUGAAUGUUAUGCAGGUGUUGUGGCAUAUUUUGUACAGAAAGAGAACAUCUGCCCUCUUAACAAAUGUAUGUCUGUCUUGUGUAUAUGUGGUAACGUAUCCGUUCGGUGUACUUAUUUGUGCGUUUCGUAUUAUUUUGAUUGUAUAGACAACACGUGCCAUUCAUUAUAGAAAGUGUAGAUAUAGACCUACUCAAAUAUAAAGAUGAUCAUGAGGCUCUUGUGUUUUCUGUAUUUUCAAGCAAUCUCUUAACAAAACAGACGUAGAUAUGCAUAGAAUCUUACUACCCGUGCAAACCAAUGUAAAACAAAAUAUUGCGACGUAGAGCACACAUUUGAGGCGCUUCAAAUAGACCAAGCCAGUGUAUUAAUGAUGCCAACACAAAUGCACACAAACCAGAUUGCUGUUAACCUGGAGAGAAACAGCUCUAAUACCUUAAAUAGUCGAAUUUCCCCGCAAGUGGAAUAUUGGAAGCAGAUGGAACGUUUCCUAAUCUUCUGUUAGCAUUUCCAGGCUAGGCAGACUCUUAGGGCUACCACGCGCGCCCGUAAAUGGGUGAUUAUUUCGAGUAUGCCAACACCACAAUGAUGUAACUAAAUAUGAUUUAACGAAACAUUUGUGUACUCCUUUUAUAUGGUGUUGUGACACAAAUUUGAAUGCAUUAAUAUAUGUUUACAAGUCCACUAGGUAUGCACAGGCCACCACAAGUAUCCACAAACAACCACAUUUAAACCACAUUUAGGUCUAAUUGUAAACAUCCAAAACAUAUAAAUCAACAUUUAGUAGUCAAAUGUUUUAUAGAACAAAUUAGAUACCGUCAUUACUCAUAACUUGGAAAAAAAUAUAUACACUUAUUUCGUGAUAAAAAUGGCAGACAAACAACCGAAAUGUGGUUGUCAACUUCAUAUGCAAAUUUGACAAAUAAACCUGUGUGUCAUCACAGACCUAACA
This is a messenger RNA of Oncorhynchus tshawytscha (Chinook salmon), 2503 nucleotides long. Its product is annotated as homeobox protein Hox-C9. Gene Ontology annotation, cellular component: nucleus. Gene Ontology annotation, molecular function: DNA-binding transcription factor activity, RNA polymerase II-specific; RNA polymerase II cis-regulatory region sequence-specific DNA binding. The coding region runs from base 105 to 893 and encodes 262 amino acids. The record is from RefSeq and is a predicted model, not a curated record. Gene Ontology annotation, biological process: DNA-templated transcription; embryonic skeletal system morphogenesis; anterior/posterior pattern specification. The transcript has 2 exons. Lineage: Eukaryota; Metazoa; Chordata; Actinopteri; Salmoniformes; Salmonidae.